This is a messenger RNA of Tachysurus fulvidraco (yellow catfish), 1831 nucleotides long. RefSeq names its product Ras association domain family member 7a (gene rassf7a). Gene Ontology annotation, biological process: signal transduction. Bases 363 to 1586 code for a protein of 407 amino acids. The record is from RefSeq and is a predicted model, not a curated record. The transcript has 6 exons. Lineage: Eukaryota; Metazoa; Chordata; Actinopteri; Siluriformes; Bagridae.
GUCAGCAGAGCUUAUUGAGGCACAGAUAGGGAGAGAAAGAAUCAACAGCUUUUAGAUGUGAGUGGGAAGUGCAAUCUGAAAGAGGCGUCGUGAGGACACACAGAGGGGCUUCAUUCUUCACGAACCUUCCAAACAACGGUUAGCGGUUCUCCUGAAAAUCAGUCUGAUCAACUAGCAGACACAUUUGCAGGAUUUUAAUCUUCACUCCAUCCUACCUUCAUUCCUCUGUGCAGACAUCUGUGGAAGAUUUGUAAAAAAAAAAAAAAAAAACUCUUUAUUUUAAAAGAACUGCUGGGUCAUGCAGUGCUGGUUGUGUCUGAUCUGAUCUGAUCUCAGCUGAGCUGAGGUCUGGUGCCACGCUAAUGGAACUCAAGGUGUGGGUGGACGGUGUGGUGCGGGUGGUGUGUGGUCUAUCGGAGGAGACGUCCUGUCAGGAUGUGGUCAUUGCUCUUGCUCAAGCCAUAGGCCAGACGGGUCGUUACGUACUCAUCCAGAGACUGAGAGACACGGAGCGUCAACUUUUGGCUACUGAGCGUCCUCUGGAGUCACUGGCUAAACUUGGGCAGCACAGUAAUGAGGUGCAGUUCUACCUUCGGCGCACCGGCCCCAGCAGCAACAGUAGCCAUGAGCGCACUCUCUCUCUUCAUAAACCCCCUGAAACAGAACCCCCAAAACGAAACGCACCCAGAAAAUCCCUGACCUUCAGCCUAGGCCCUUCUUCUUCCCCACGCACCCGACCCAAACCGAACCGCAGGUCUCCAAAUACCAAGCACCCACCUGAGUCCAGAGCAUCUCCAUCGCCUCACACCUCCCAUCAGCCCAGUCUGUCUAGAGAGGAAGUGUUCCGGCAAGUUUUCGAGCAGCAGGAGCGACUGAAGGCACUAGAGGCUCAGCUAGAACUCCUGGAGAAGGAGACACAGGCAUGGGAUCAGCAGGAGGAAUUGGCUGUUGCAGAGCAUGUACUACUGGAAGAUGAGGAGCAGUGGGAGGAGGAGCUCAGGACUGAGAUGCAGCGUGAGAGUGCAAUGAGGAAGCAGCUGGCUGACUUAAAUGCCAAGCUGGAUGAGUGUGGUACCAGCCUGAAAAAUCUCACCACAAAAUCCACACAGCUUGAGCUGAACCUUCAGAGGGAAAGGAUUGAUGCUGAAGCUCUGUCCACACAGGAACAUACAGAAGACUCUAUGGAUGCUGUACAAAUGGAGCUCCAGAGUCAGCAGAAACAAGGAGAGGAGCUGAAGUCUGAGCUGGUGGAGACAGAAAAAGCCCUGGGAAAAGCAGAAAUGCUGCUACAGGCUAAACAGGAGCAGUUGGAUGAGCUGAAUAAGGAGCUGAGGCAGUGUAACCUACAGCAGUUCAUCCAGCAGACCGGAGUGCUCCCAGCCCAGAGCUCCUCUCGUACCGACCUCCACCAGCAGCUGGACCAACAGGAGCUAGCUCAGCUAUUGCAGGACACAUCUAUAGACAGUGACUGUCUACAGCGGCCCACAGCUAAGCAGUUUCUGGGGCAUCCGCGCAACUUGCAGCACCCCCUGGUGUCCAGCUUGAACCCUGAGGUCCUGGCAUCCAGGGAGUCAUCAUGGAGGUAAAGCCUGAAGGGCCAACAAUCUCUCCUAUUAAACCUGUGGUAUUUAACCAGUUACUGCUCUAAUGGUCCUACUCAUCUCAUCAAUGUAACAAAUAUAUAUAUGCUGUAUAUAUGACUGUACGUUUACAUUUUGUUACAUUCCAAAACAUUUAUUUACUGUAAAAUAUUACCAGAAAGAUUUAUCUAGAGAACUAUUACUUUUGUUUAUGUAUUUAAGUCUAAUAAAGACAGUGCUUUGUGUUUACA